Eucalyptus grandis is the source of this 1553-nucleotide messenger RNA. RefSeq names its product defective in cullin neddylation protein 1. NCBI's taxonomy places the organism in Eukaryota, Viridiplantae, Streptophyta, Magnoliopsida, Myrtales, Myrtaceae. Gene Ontology annotation, molecular function: ubiquitin-like protein binding; ubiquitin conjugating enzyme binding; cullin family protein binding. The coding region runs from base 352 to 1305 and encodes 317 amino acids. Gene Ontology annotation, cellular component: ubiquitin ligase complex. Gene Ontology annotation, biological process: positive regulation of ubiquitin-protein transferase activity; protein neddylation. The transcript has 9 exons. The record is from RefSeq and is a predicted model, not a curated record.
CCCAAGCAAGUGACGAAUGGAAGCGAGAACUUGAUUCAGACGUCAAGGCACCGGAGACGUAAAGCCUCUUUUGACGGAUUGUCUGCUGCGAUCGAGUCCAAUCCGAGUCGACUCACCUUCUUCUUCUUCCGUCGCAGCAGCUAAGAAAAAUCCCGGAAAAGAGAAAUUUGAAAAAGAAGGAUAAGGAAGAAAGGAUCCCGAAGGAGGCGAGUUUUGCUUCGAGAUCAAGCGAUUAUCAUCGUGUGAAUUUCCUCUCUGUGUCUAAGUCCAAGCCCUUAGGGUUUCGAUUCGACUUCCACCGAUCGAAACUCUAGAGCUGAAUCCGAUAGCCCCUCCCGCUGUCGUCCGCGGAUGGAUCCCUCUGCCGAUCGCCUGGACAUAUUCGACAUCUACAGCCGAUUCUGCGACAUUAAAUCUGGAAUUGCUUGUGCACGUGUGGAAAAGGGUCUGAGACGAGACGACGAGUCAGAAACAGCAAAAUUUUCAAGGGAGGCAUUGGCUCAACUCUUAAAAUAUGUUGAAUCAAGAUUGCCAACGAGGGAUUCAAUUUUUAAUGAGCUCUUGAAGCUUAUGUCACGAUUGAACUUGCUGGCAGAUUUUGCAGAGUUUGCAUGCUUCUAUGAGUUUGUUUUCUUCAUCUGCCGUGAAAAUGGACAAAAGAACAUCACUGUAAGCAAGGCUAUUACUGCCUGGAAACUUGUAUUAGCUGGGAGGUUUCGACUGCUUAACCAGUGGUGCGAAUUUGUUGAGAAAAACCAGCGAUAUAACAUCUCUGAAGAUACUUGGCAGCAAGUUCUAGCAUUUAGCCGUUGCGUACAUGAAACUCUAGAAGGUUAUGAUCCUGCAGGUGCAUGGCCUGUCUUAAUAGAUGAUUUUGUUGAGCAUAUGUACAGGGUAACGGGAACCAGUAACAAUACUAACUUCCAUUGUACCUGUGAUGAUUCAGAAUCUCAUGAUGACCCUCUCCCAGGAUUGAAGAGCUAUCACGGUUUGAAGAGGAAGUUCAGUGACGACUUCACCAGGGUUAGUGAGGGACUCUCAGAAACGUGCAUUGAGGACACCAGUCAUGAUCAUUGGUCCGUGAUUUCCAAGAGAAGGCAAAAGGCAAAUUUGUCUUCAGCCUUCGAGGAUAGCCCACUGACUGAUACUCCAGAUGACUACAUGGAAAAUGUCAGGCACAGUAGUCCCCUUGGCUCCAAGUCUCCAUGUGCAGUCGAAGGUUGCUUAUCAAAGGGCUUUGCUGGGCUCUUCUCCGGGCGUUCCUAUUUGCCAUACAACCGGGAAAGAAGAGUCUCCUACACCUGAGAGCUGUUAGUUUAGCUAUAAAGCGGGUUUUGGUAGAUCAAGUAGUUUCUCGAUAUACCAAUUUGCUAUGCUCUUGGGGUGACCAUUCUUGCGCUCUCAUGCCAUCUAUUUCUGUGUUCCCCUCUUUGAAGUGCUUUCGCUUGUUGCAAUUAAAAAGUGAUCUGAUUCAUGGGUGAUGAUAUGAUGUUGUCAGAUGCCAAUGUUACAUUUACUUGGGGCAAUUAUUGAGUAUAUGUUUUUCUUCUUCC